Dermacentor silvarum is the source of this 855-nucleotide messenger RNA. RefSeq lists its product as uncharacterized. Bases 1 to 681 code for a protein of 226 amino acids. NCBI's taxonomy places the organism in Eukaryota, Metazoa, Arthropoda, Arachnida, Ixodida, Ixodidae. The record is from RefSeq and is a predicted model, not a curated record. The transcript is spliced from 2 exons.
AUGAAGGUGGCGCCCACGGCGGCGACGGCGAGCUGCUUACUGCUACCGGGUCCGGAUCGCGUCUGUCCUGCGGAAGUGGGCCCGGCGUCCAUGGCGGCGCGGGGGCCCUCUGAGGGUAAACUUCCUGGUGGUUUCCUCAGCGGCUCUGGGAGCGCGAGAACCCUUGAUGCCACUCGAACGAUCUGGGCCGGCCAAACGGUAGCGGUGGAAUGGGUGGCUCGCAGGGAGAAGCCAUGUGCCAGCUGGCAGCUGCAGCAGCGGCAGCUCCCUUGGUUGCGGCAGGUAUACCGGCCGAACGUGUACCCAUUCCACUCAAACGGCAACGUUUUGUCCGUUCUUGCCGGCAUGCUGGGCCCACCGCGUGCUCCUGUUACCUCGGAUGGUCGUCCUCCUUGGAAGGGCACGAAGUUGAGUGAAACCAGAGGACGGUACCGCGGAGGCCACAGCGUACGCCUGCGGGUGGGCCGCGUGGCCCAGUGCGGCGGGAUUCGUCCAGGGGCCGCCGUCCGGCGUUGUUUGCGGUCUCCGCUGUCCCUCAUCCAGGCUCCGGGGCAGAGACGGAGAGAGACACUCCGCGAGAAGGGCUGGUUUGUGAGGGCGCAGCAACUUGGACGGGUCGUGUCCGGUGUCCGAAAUGGAACUGAGCCUCCAGGUGCUCAGUGUCGGCCGCCCCGUUUCUAGCUGCUGGCUCGAGCGUGCGGGUGGCCACGAGGUCCCGCGACCGAUCCCCGCGAGACCAUUCUUCGUCUUCCUUCGUCUCCAGCCAUGAUGUCGCUUCGGACUUGGAUCUAGAGCAGCUUACGGAAGUGGGUUUUUGCCAUUAAUUGAGGCUUCAUCAUCAUCAUCAGUAGCAGC